UUAGAAAAACUCAAGAGACGAGAAAGAACUAUAUAUACCCCCCUCGCUCUCCCUCAUGAAGUAAAUCAUCGCUCUCAAGUAUCACCAGAUUUAUAUUAUAUACAGCUUGAAUUAGAGCUAAGAAACUCAAAGGAAGAAAACAAUGGCAUAUCGUCAUGCUCGAUAUACUUCGAGCUUUGUUGCUCAGACUGGAACCGAGUGGGACGAUGGGGCCUACGUAAAGGUUAGGAAGAUAAAAGCAAGUCACAAUGGCAGUGGUAUCACCUUGGUUCAGUUUGACUAUAUCGACGGCAACAAAGCUCUUGUAAAAGGUCCUGAUCACGGGAAGCGUUUUGUAUUGCCUGACGAUUUCGGGAGGAGUAAUCCAGACGCGUGGUCCGUAACAAAAGAGUUUUCGCUAGCUGAAGACGAAUACAUCCACACCGUGGUAGCAUAUAUCACAAAUUGUGUGAGGAAGAUUGAGUUCGAGACGAGCAAGCGAAUCAUUAAGUUCGGAGUCGAGGCAAACGACCCAGAAAUUGAAGAACUACGGGCCACAUAUGGCGAUAUAGACAAACGCCCGAUCGUCGGCUUCCAUGGCAAAUCUGGGAUUCAUUACCUUCAUGAACUCGGUGUCUACCUUCGUCCUCAUCAAUCUUAAAAUUAAAAUCUAAAAAAAUAAAUAAAAAGAUAUAAAUAAAACAGCUCUCAAGCUACUUUCUACUUUA
Molecule: messenger RNA, 707 nt
Organism: Camelina sativa (false flax)
Lineage: Eukaryota; Viridiplantae; Streptophyta; Magnoliopsida; Brassicales; Brassicaceae
Product: jacalin-related lectin 39-like
Source: RefSeq, a predicted model, not a curated record